CUCUUCCGCCCCGCCCGAGGCGCGGCAUGGCGGCGGGGCCGCUGGACUGCCACUGCCACCUCGCCGCGCCCUGCUUCCAGGCGGUGAGGCGCGGACGGGCGGGUGGCUGCGGUGCCGGCCCCGGCCCUGGCCCUGUCGCUGAGGCGGUGCGUGUCUCUUGCAGGACGUGGCGGACGUGGUGCGGGCGGCACAGCAGAUUCCCAGGGUUUGUUUUCCCGUGCCUGGGAGUUCACCCGGUUCAGGAGGUUUCACCAGAGGAGCAGCGCAGCGUUACAUUGAAGGAUCUGGAUGCUGCAUUGCCACUUAUAGAACUCUACAAAGAUAAACUGGUGGGGAUUGGGGAAGUUGGACUAGAUUUCACUCCCAGAUUUGCCAGCACGGAUGAACAGAAGGAAGGACAAAGACAGGUUUUGAUCAAGCAGAUUGAGAUAGCGAGAAGACUGGAUUUGCCUUUAAAUGUUCAUUCCCGCUCAGCUGGAAGACCGACCAUUAACCUCUUAAAGGAACAAGGUGCUACCAAGGUGUUGCUCCAUGCCUUUGAUGGAAAGCCAUCUGCUGCAAUGGAAGGGGUGAAAGCUGGAUACUUCUUCUCCAUUCCUCCUUCCAUUAUAAGGAGUGAACAGAAGCAGAAGCUUGUGAAGCUGUUACCACUGGAGAAUAUGUGCUUGGAAACUGACUCUCCUGCUCUGGGGCCUGAAAAACAGGUGAGAAAUGAACCAAAAAAUAUCUACAUUGCUGCAGAAUACGUUGCCAGAAUUAAAGGAAUUCCAGUUGAAGAAGUUAUAGAAGUCACUACACGGAACGCACUGAAAGUAUUCCCCAAACUUCGGAACUUUCUUCAGAUAUAGAUUGAGAAACUGAAAUAUGAUAUUGCAGAAACUGUUAUUUAUGGGUUAAUUAAUAAAGUCAAUGCCCAUCUUGUUUUAAA
Messenger RNA from Neopsephotus bourkii (Bourke's parrot), 928 nucleotides. It is a transcript of the gene TATDN3, whose product is annotated as TatD DNase domain containing 3. Bases 27 to 848 code for a protein of 273 amino acids. Lineage: Eukaryota; Metazoa; Chordata; Aves; Psittaciformes; Psittacidae. Gene Ontology annotation, molecular function: hydrolase activity, acting on ester bonds. The transcript has 8 exons. The record is from RefSeq and is a predicted model, not a curated record.